CCGUGUAUGCAUCAACGGGAACCACUCCAGCAGAGCUGGACAUUUUGUUUUGCUCUUAUUUGGUAUGUUUGUUUCAUAACAACACCGACGGAUGCCCCGUGGGCGAUCAUUUCAAACGCCAUCCCAAGCUGAGUGUCAAUUCUUCAGAGCUGAUGUUGAAUGCCUCUUUCGCUGACUUUGAGACACACCAGGGUGUACGCAACCAAGCGUAUAUCGCCUUCAGUCACUCCCUGGUUUUCGUUAACGAGACGGACCUGAGUAAAGCCAGGAGCUACAUUUAUGAUCCUACAUCAACAGCAAUAUACGGCUAUGUGCUACCGAUCAUUAAGUUGUUUGGAUUACUUGGAAUUCUCACAUUUUACUUCAUGGUAUACAGGGUUCGUGAGAUGCGCAACCUAACCAAUUUUUACUUGGGCAGUUUGGCUGUUGCUGACUUGAUGGUUCUCCUGACGAGCGGGAGUCUCUUGCAGUACGAAGCCUUAGUCACACGCACCUUCUCUAACAAGAACUACCUUGGGCCCUCCGCUGGUUUGGUAUUUGAUAUUAAGACUCUGUUCACGCAAAUAGCCAUAUUUGCUUCCCUGUUCUGCGUUGUUGUUGUUACUUAUGAGAGGUACCUAGCCAUUUGCCACCCUCUCAAGCACAAACAUGUCCAAGGAAUGAAGCGAGCCUUCCGCAGUGUGGUCUUUGCAUGGUCGGCGUCUUUGGUCGUACCAGUGUUUGACUUUGCCAUAUUCAGAACAUUAACUGAGGCGAGGUGUGUGGUUUUUCCCAACGAUGAAGAGUUCGAUAAUCUGUCGGGCUUAUUCCAACUGACCGCACUCGAUAUCAAUUAUGCUCGGGCCAAGGUUGUUUUCGAAAACAUAUCUUAUCUUGUUGUUUACCUUGUGACCUUUGUAGCCAACGCAACUCUCAAUGGAUUAAUCAUCCAUAAACUGUGGAAUCCCAAUUCUCCAGGUCGCUCCAGCAAACUGAGCGGUCUGCACCAAGUGACUCUGAUGCUUGUACUUAACAGCACGGUCUGCUUUGCUACCCUGCUCCCCCUUACCGUCAGCUCCCUCACGAACACCUUCAAACCUGAAGCCGAGUUUGGCGACAAAGUCAUAGCCAUUCCUCCGCUAUUUGUGGUCCUCAACUCGGCCAUUAACACUGUUCUAUUCAAUGUGGGCAGCAGGAGGUACCGCAACGCGUUUCUAGAGGCUUUUAGAUGCAGAUCCCGAGAGAGGAAACCGCAGUCGAACGACAUUGCACUCUAAAGAUCAAUCAUGGGAGAACAACUUGCACCUUUUUGACAUUAACAUUACAUCACGUACGGAAGAGUGUAAGCACCAACUCCAAAAAUACUCUUCUGUAAUGAAUUGGAUGACUAGGAAAUUUAACCACGAACGUGGAAAGGAUGUACCUUGCAAAGCAUGCUAACAGUUUCUAUCAUGCUUAAUAUCAAGUCAUGAAUACUGCACACAGUACUGCAUUUUCCAGCACUGAAAAGGCAUACAAUUGUAAGCCAAGUUAAUUAUAAAAGAAAAUAGUGAGAAUCCCUUCAUGACCCUAAGUUUUUGAUAGUGACUUUGACAGGCUACACACAUUGGAAAAGGGUCGAACGCAAUGCAAAUGGCAUUGUCAAAAGUUUCUAUCAGCAAAUCAGAUUCAGCAUUCAGAAGCUCGAUCUUCCAGCAUUGAUUAAUUAAUCAUGUUUUUUCAGCUUCGUGAUCAAUGAUAAGUAUGAAUGUUUUAUGAGUUUUUUUCUUUAAAUUUUAAUUUUUUUCGGGGGGGUAUUCUGUUUUUCUGACAAUGAAUUGACGAGCGGAUACUUCAUGAAAAUUUGAACAGCUAAUACGGCAAGAUAUCAAACAAAAAACGGGUAUAAAUGAAUGCGCGUUUUCGCUGAAAGCUCUUUGGCGGCCGCCUGCGAUGUAUUUGAAAAGAAUGUCCCAAUUAGUUCAGAAGAAAAGCGGGGGAUGAGUCUACGCUCGUUUUGAAGACAGUCUGACCUUGAAAACUGCAAACAAUGUGAUGAUUUCAACAUUAUGCUUGAUGCACAGAUUGGUGUAGGGGAUGACUUUUCUUGCCAUGGAUAUUGAACAAUCGCGAGGGGGGGGGAACCUGACAAUAUCUGACACUAUAUAGUAGCAAUUAGCGGUUUAGAGGGAAUAAACAGUUUGAAAAAAACAGUUUUUAAGACUCUACUCGGGCACAAAAAUUGUGACCAGUUCAAGUUUGUCGACGUUAUCCUAUAAUACACUGGGAUUAUG
Acanthaster planci (crown-of-thorns starfish) is the source of this 2252-nucleotide messenger RNA. Its product is annotated as thyrotropin-releasing hormone receptor-like. The record is from RefSeq and is a predicted model, not a curated record. NCBI's taxonomy places the organism in Eukaryota, Metazoa, Echinodermata, Asteroidea, Valvatida, Acanthasteridae.